Molecule: messenger RNA, 1479 nt
Organism: Acytostelium subglobosum LB1
Lineage: Eukaryota; Evosea; Eumycetozoa; Acytosteliales; Acytosteliaceae
Exons: 4
Biological process (GO): mRNA splicing, via spliceosome
Cellular component (GO): Prp19 complex; catalytic step 2 spliceosome; precatalytic spliceosome
Molecular function (GO): protein binding
Source: RefSeq, a predicted model, not a curated record
AUGGUAGAAAGCGUAGAACAUAUGUUGGGCAACAACAACAACAUCAACAACAACUCUGUCAAUGAUCAGUUCAUUGAGCAGUUUUGUAAACAGUCGUUAAUCAAUACACACAAGCUUUACAAUCAUGCACAUCCCUCCACAGUUCAAUACGCUUCACUACUAGGCGAUGACUCUGAGAGCAGAAGAAUCAAGGUCUACUCAAAGAUUGUUGAUGAAUACUCUCAAGUAAAGGACAUGCCAGCAUCACAAUCUACAUCAUUAGAAUCAUCUACAACAUCAACAUCAACAUCAACACAUAAACAACAGAGCACACCAAUGAACAUCGAUCAUACAUCAAAGGAUAUAGACAGCAUUAUAAGUUCAUUACCAAACACACAAGAUGAUAAACGUAGAAAGUUAGCAGAUGGCAAUAUGAGCAUCGUAUUAUCAACAAACUCAAACAAUCAGUCCAAUCAACUGGCGACGACGACAGGAGGACACUCUCUUACAUUCACAAAGCCAGCUUGGCACCCACCCUGGAAGUUGAUGCGAGUUAUCAGUGGACACACUGGAUGGGUGCGCGCAGUGUCGGUCGAUGUAAACAACGAGUUCUUUGUGACAGGUGCAACAGACAACACGAUUAAGGUCUGGGACUUGGCCUCUGGCGAGCUCAAGCUGACGCUGGUCUAUCACGUUGGUCCAGUGCGCGCACUUCAGGUGUCUCAGCGCCAUCCCUAUCUGUUCUCCGUUGGUGAGGACAACAAGGUCAUCUGUUGGGACCUCGAGGCCAACAGGCCGAUUAGACACUACUAUGGACACAAGAAUGGAGUGUACUCACUGGCACUGCAUCCUACACUCGAUCUACUGUUCUCUGGAGGCAGAGACUCGACGGUCAAAGUAUGGGACAUGCGCACCAAGUCUGAGAUCUUCUCGUUGACAGGCCACAAGGAUACUGUCUGCUCGCUGCUCUCUCAAUCACCUGAUCCUCAACUCAUCUCUGGUUCAAUGGACAGCACGAUCAGACUGUGGGAUCUUGCCACUGGAGGCACCGCUGUAACACUUACCAAUCACAAGAAGUCAGUCAGAGCAAUGGUCAUGCAUGAGAAAGAGUUCUCAUUCGCAUCGGGCAGUGCAGACAACUUGAAGCAAUGGAAGCUGCCAGAGGGUCAGUUCAUCAAGAACCUCUCGGGUCACAACGCAAUCGUCAACUGUAUGGCUUUGAACCAGGACAAUGUGUUGGUGUCUGGUGGUGACAAUGGAUCGAUGCAGUUCUGGGACUGGAAGACUGGCUAUUGCUUCCAGAAGGCACAGACAACAGUACAGCCAGGCUCACUUGACAGUGAAGCAGGCAUUUUUGCAAUGUCAUUCGAUCGCACUGGAACACGUUUGAUUACAUGCGAGGCCGAUAAGACGAUAAAGAUAUACAAAGAGGACGAAGAGGCUAAUGAAUCAACUCAUCCAAUCACAGACUGGAGACCAACAAAGAAUAUUAAGAGGUUC